AUGUCGAUCAAGAUAGAGGUUUUACUGUUUACUUUCUCUACCAAAGUCGUUCCUGGCAGAAUCGGUACUUGCGAAAUCGUCAACUGCCCACAAACCCCUACUAAUCAAGUGCGAUCUAUUGUUAUCGCCAUAGUGGCCCUAUGGAGCCGUUCUUCAUCUGAACGCGCUGCCUAUUUCCUUCGCACCACCGCGAUAACACGCCACAAAAUGAGCCAAACAACACAAACGCCGAACUCUGCUAUCGUGUAUUAUCUUAUGGAGAUUUCAUGGUUCGGCAGGACUGCUGUGAAGUAUCGCUUGCGAUGCCUCUCUGAUAGGAGGCGAUGCGAGUGCGUCUGUGCACUUCGCGCAUCGAUUUCUGAAGAAUGUGGAUUCGCCGAAGCUGCACCACCACCAGCCCCAUCAGCAGAACUACGCCGACCAGCAAAGUCCUGUUUCGACUUAUUUCAAUAA
Oikopleura dioica is the source of this 453-nucleotide messenger RNA. NCBI's taxonomy places the organism in Eukaryota, Metazoa, Chordata, Appendicularia, Copelata, Oikopleuridae. The record is from the annotation of a GenBank genome assembly.